AUGGACGAUCCUGGGCCAACCAGUGCAAGCCAGGAGCCCAGAAUCACCAGAAAGAGAAAGCGGACCGCUCAUGCUUGCGAGCCUUGCAGGCAGCGCAAGUCUCGCUGCGAUGGGUCACGCCCAGUCUGUGACCUCUGUAACGAGCAUGGCGUUGAAUGUUACUAUCGAGACUCCGUGGCAGUGUCAGCGCCCAAGGUGGAUCAUCAUGCCGUAGCACAGCUUGACACUCGUCUGAGAGAUAUGGAACGUCUGCUGCAUAGGCUGGUCCCAGCUUGCUCUCGAGAACCCAUUCCUUCUCCCUCAUCCUUGGCUCAGAAUGAUACCCGGGAAGAAGUAACUCACCCCAGUUCCGUUGAGACGCAGGGCCAUGAUGCCAUGCCCCAGGAUGAGACCUGCGUGGAUCUAGCCUCAGGCACUGACAAUUUGGCGUGGCCUGCUGAUCCCAACGAUAGUGUUGAUGGCAUGGCAUCAAUCACUUUCCAGGGCGAGACUUGCUCCGGGGUCUUUGGUCCUACAUCCAACCCUGCCUUUCUCCAAAAGAUCAUUAUCGCACAGCGCAUCAUCUUCGGACAAGGACAGAGCCGUACACCAAGUUUGAAUACCUUUCAAGCUGCCCCUACGCUUGAUAUUUCACGGCCAGCUUCUCCGUCGCUCACAUUGACGGGCGCACAAAGUCCUCCUGUAGCAAACCAUCACGUUCUCCCUUCUCAUCACGAUGUCUUGCAAAUGGUGGAUACCUUUUUUGACAAUACAGGGAAAUUCUUUCCAUACCUUUACAAGCCUUACGUCCUCCGCAGCUUUGCCAACAUGCGCAGAAAUGGCUUCCAGAACGUUGAGCGAUCCCAGCUUUGCAUCUUGAAUCUGCUCAUGGCCUUCGCCACCACCCACUGCCCUUCAGACUUGCCGGCGUCAGCCAGGGCAGAGAGAGGCGAUGUUUUCCUGCAGCGAGCACUGCUACUGAUCCCGGAUAUCAAGCCGGCAGCAGGCAAUCUUGAGCCAAUACAGGCGCUGUUGAUGGCAACCCAAUAUGUUCAGGGCACUCAGAGAUCGUCCCAGACGUGGGAUAUACUUGGCAGGCUCAUCCAUGCGGCUUUUCAAGUAGGCCUGUACCAACCAGCUAGCCAAGCUCACUAUACUCCUCUCGAGGCCGAACUCCGAAAACGAGCCUGGUGGAUGUGCUUCAUCAUGGAUAGAAUGUGCAGCAUGACCUACGGUCGUCCACAACUCAUGCCGAAUGCGUAUAUGGUGAUGGACUUGCCGACCGAUGUUGAGCUUGAGACGCUUGCUGGCAACCUUCCGGAUAGCUUGAUUGCUUCUGCCGCGUCAACACCGAGUCUCUUGGUCUACACAUCUCGGCUAUAUCUUAUUCUCGGCAAGGUCAUAGAGUCGGUCUAUGACAACAACAUAUAUUGCCCAGCACAAACAACAAGCCUGCAUCAGUUGCUGACCAAGGUUCUGGAGGUAGAUCAGGACCUAAUCAACUGGCGUCAGCAACUCCCCCCUGGGCUCUCCCAGGUCACUGCGUCAGAGCUCAGUCAGUUACAGGCCGUGGGAGAAACACAGACAUACCGGUUCCGGACCAUCCUCACCGUAAGGUAUUUGAAUGUGCGGACUCUUCUACACAGAGCCAUCUUGUCGCGGCUUUUGGAGUCGCCGUCACGUCAGGCCCAUCAAGACCUUAUAUUCAACAUGAGUGUCAGUAGCAUGGAGACUUGUGUCGAUGCAGCCUUGGAGUCAAUUAGUAUCAUCUCACAGGCGACUCACCAGCAGUAUUUGUUACCGAUAUGGUGGUACUCGGUCUAUUUCACUUUCACUGCUGCUCUGGCCAUCUACGGCAGCAUCCUCGUCAUGAACAGAGGCGAUACGCAAACUCAUCGGUUCGCGCCCGCAGACCUUGUACAAGCCUUGCAGACAGCACUCCAAGUCCUGGAGCAGCUUGGUGGCGAGACGCACCAGGCAUUGCGGUCGACGGGGUGGAGUAUGUGA
Fusarium vanettenii 77-13-4 is the source of this 1986-nucleotide messenger RNA. RefSeq lists its product as uncharacterized. Lineage: Eukaryota; Fungi; Ascomycota; Sordariomycetes; Hypocreales; Nectriaceae. Gene Ontology annotation, molecular function: DNA-binding transcription factor activity, RNA polymerase II-specific; DNA binding; zinc ion binding. Bases 1 to 1986 code for a protein of 661 amino acids. Gene Ontology annotation, biological process: regulation of DNA-templated transcription; DNA-templated transcription. The record is from RefSeq and is a predicted model, not a curated record. The transcript is spliced from 7 exons.